Molecule: messenger RNA, 5339 nt
Organism: Brienomyrus brachyistius
Lineage: Eukaryota; Metazoa; Chordata; Actinopteri; Osteoglossiformes; Mormyridae
Product: protein jagged-2-like
Biological process (GO): Notch signaling pathway; cell communication; multicellular organism development
Cellular component (GO): membrane
Molecular function (GO): calcium ion binding; Notch binding
Source: RefSeq, a predicted model, not a curated record
CACAUCAGUUGCGGUGAAGUGAUUUGACGGAGGGAGUCUCGUAUGGUCGGUCUAUUGGUAAAUUGCUUCGGCUUUCUUAAGACGCAUCUAAUGUUUCUCUUGUCUUCAGAAAUAUAGUAGGCACAGAUCCCGCUUUUUAAUAUUUGCAUGCCCCCAGAGGAGAAUACGGUAGCCGGUUUACGGCUGUUUUUCAGUUUUCUUUUAUUAUCUCUCAUGAUACACUAAUUAAUCGGAGGCAUGUGGAAAUUUUCAAGGAUUACGAAUUGGUUUUCAUUAGUCUGUCUGCUGUUGACGUUACGGGCGAAGGUGUCCCAGUCUUCGGGCUAUUUUGAGCUGCAGCUGAUUACCGUUCAGAAUGCAUUCGGUGAGUUGUCAGACGGACAGUGCUGCGACGGCGGCAGGAACUCCGAGGAUCGCGUCUGCAGCCGGGACGAGUGCGACACUUACUUCAAAGUCUGCCUGAAGGAGUACCAGUCCGAAGUCACGACCAAUGGCCUGUGCACCUACGGACAUGGAUCUACUGACGUUCUUGGUGGGAAUAUUAUCUCCUUUAGAAGCGCCGAAAACAACCCGAAUAAAAUCACCGAUGCUGGCCGAAUUCUUAUCCCAUUCCAGUUCGCUUGGCCGCGGACGUACACUGUCAUCGUGGAGGCCUGGGACUGGGACAACGGCACACACUCUGACGGGGACCUCCUGAUUGAGCAGAGCAUCCACACGGGCAUGGUGAACCCCGGAGACGAGUGGCAGUACAUCAGGCACGCAGGCGCCACAGCAACCCUGGAGUAUCGCUUGCGCGUCCGCUGCGACCUCCACUACUAUGGAAACAAGUGCAACAAGCAGUGCCGGCCGAGGGACGACUACUUCGGGCACUACGUGUGCGACCAGUUUGGCAACCCAGGCUGCCUGGAGGGCUGGAUGGGCCCAGAGUGCCAGAUAGCCAUCUGCAAGCAAGGCUGCAAUCACGGCACCUGCAAAGUCCCCGGAGAGUGCAGGUGUAAGUACGGCUGGCAGGGCCCAUUCUGUGACGAGUGUCUCCCGCACCCGGGUUGUGUCCACGGGACCUGUGUCAAGCCUUGGCAGUGCAGCUGUGAGAAGAACUGGGGAGGACUUCUGUGCGACAAAGAUCUGAACUACUGUGGCACCCACCAGCCCUGUGUUAAUGGCGGGACGUGCCUGAACACAGAGCCUGAUGAGUACAGAUGUGCCUGUCCUGAUGGCUACUCAGGCAAGAACUGCCACAUCGCUGAACACGCCUGUGUGUCCAACCCCUGUGCCAAUGGGGCCACUUGUCACGAAGUGUCGACCGGCUUCGAAUGUCAGUGCCCCCCCGGCUGGUCUGGGCUCACCUGUGCCAAAGACAUGGACGAGUGCUCCUCCAGUCCCUGCUCCAACGGCGGGACGUGCAUCGAUCGGGACAACGGCUUUGAGUGCCUCUGCCCCCCGCAGUGGGCGGGGCUCACCUGUCAGAUCGAUGCUAAUGAGUGUUUGCGGAGGCCUUGCCGUCACGCCCACGCGUGUAAAAACCUGAUUGGCAGUUAUCAUUGCGACUGCCUGCGUGGAUGGGCCGGACACAACUGUGACAUCAAGAUGAACGCCUGUCGUGGACAGUGUCUGAACGGAGCUACAUGUAAGAAAGAGGCAGGUGCCUACCGCUGUCUGUGCCCGCCCGGCUUCAUGGGCCAGCGCUGUGAGGUCCAGCAGGGCGCGUGCGUCAGCAGCCCAUGUCAGCACGGGGGCCAGUGUCGCCCCCUGCAGGACAGCUUCAUGUGCUCGUGCCCACUGGGGUACUCGGGCAUCUUCUGUGAGGUGAAGCACAACAAAGACCCCUGCAAGCCCAGUCCCUGUCAGAAUAAGGCCCCCUGCCAUGCCCUCGAUGGAGACUACUACUGCGCCUGUCCCAGCGAAUACGAGGGGAAGAACUGCACCCACCUGAAGGACCCCUGCAAGACCACUGCCUGUGAAGUGAUUGACAGCUGCACCAUCGCCGUGGCGACAAACUCCACAGAGGAGGGCACACUUCGCAUUCUGUCCAAUGUGUGUGGGCCCAAUGGGCGCUGCGUGGGGCAGCCUGGCGGCGGAUUUUCCUGCGCCUGCGAGCCUGGCUUCAGUGGCAUCUACUGCCAUGAGAACAUCAAUGACUGCGCGUCCAGCCCUUGCCAGAACGGCAGCACCUGCGUCGAUGGCGUCGGCUCCUUCCAGUGCUUUUGUACCGACGGCUGGAAGGGUGAACUUUGCACCCUUGACGUGAACGAGUGCAGCUGCAAUCCCUGCAAGAACGGCGGUCACUGUGUCGACCUGGUGAACGGCUUCUACUGCAAGUGUGCUGGCGGUUGGAAAGGCAAGACCUGCCACUCGCGUGAAAGCCAGUGUGAUGCUACCACCUGCAGCAACGGUGGCACCUGCUACGACCAUGGAGAUGCUUUCCGCUGCGCCUGCCCUCCUGGCUGGGGGGGGCUCACCUGCAACACAGCCAAAAACAACACCUGUGCCUCGAACCCCUGCAAGAACGGCGCCACGUGUGUGGGAAGCGGCGAGGCCUUCACCUGUAUCUGCAAGGAUGGCUGGGAGGGCACCACCUGUGCACUGAACACGAAUGACUGUAACCCUCACCCCUGUUACAACGGUGGCAUCUGUGUGGAUGGAGUGAACUGGUUUCGCUGCGAAUGUGCCCCCGGAUUCGCCGGCCCAGACUGUCGCAUCAACAUUGACGAAUGCCAGUCCUCGCCUUGCAGUCACGGCGCCACCUGUGUGGAUGAGAUUAACGGCUUCCGCUGUGUGUGUCCCCCUGGCCAGAUGGGGCCUCGUUGUCAGGAGUUCGCAGGUUUCGGGAAUGCGUGCCACUAUGCGGGACUGCAGAUCCCCCAUGGCAGCCAAUGGGACCAAGACUGCAAUACCUGCCAGUGCACCAACGGCAACUUGGAGUGUACCAAGGUGCUCUGUGGGCGCCGGUUGUGUCUCCUCCAUGAAAAUCUUGGUGAGGAGCGGUCCCCCUGCCCCGGGGGCCGGCCCUGUCAGGAGCAUCACUUCCUCACCUGCUUCUCCCCGCCCUGCCACCGCUGGGGCGUGUGUGCCCAGCCCGACGCCCUCCCAUUGCACAGCAGGUGUGAGCCCAACAGCGGCUACCUGGACAACAGCUGUGCCAGGAUCACGCUCAUCUUCAACAAGAACAAGGUGCCUCAGGUGAGCUCUCUGGAGAACGUCUGCUCAGAGCUGAGGAACCUGUCGGCCAGCCGCGCUCUGGCCAAAGACCAUAGGCUGGUGCUGCUGUGUGACCUCUCGCCCGGCAAUCCCAAUGCAGUGGAGGUGGCCGUUUCCUUCCAGCAGGAUGAUGUGGACCAUCGUUUGAUCCAGGAGGCGGCCAGUGCCAUCGCGGCUCACUGUCCAAGCGGCACAACAGCAGCCUCCAUGCUGGCCGUCAUCGAAGUCAAAGUUGAAACGCAGGUCUUGCCCAAAUUAGCAGACUACCUGGUGCCAGUCGUGUGCGCAUUCUUCUGCGUGCUGUCAUUCUCCUGCCUGGUGGUCUGCGUCUGGUGGACACGCAAGCGGAGGAAAGAGCGUGAGAGGCGACAGCCAGCGGCGCUGGACGAGAACAUCAACAACCAGUGGGAGGCACUGCGGCCCAUAGUCCGGCAGCAGCCCAAGGACAACAAGGAGGCGGAGCAAGAGUGCAGGAAGCUCAUGCCCUCCCCUGACAGGACUUGCGACGAAGAGGAGGAGGAGGAGGAAGAGGGCAAUGGACCAGUCACCGUGGAGGUGGACAAGUAUCCCGGGCAGACGUGCACCCCAGGACUGCACCCCCUGGUGUGCACCACACGCAGCUCUGCCCAUAAGCAAGCCUACGUGGCACUCAGCCCAAAGACAAACCGCUGGAAGAAUGUGAACCGCACCAGCAUCAGCGAGAAUUUCAAAGAGCAGAGCGUAUGAAGCGCCCUGUGAGUGACCGGAAGCCGCCGGGCCGCCAGGCCAGGGAGAACCAUCACGCCAUCCGCCGGGCCCCAGACUCACGUCUGUCUUUCUCUUUUUGUAAACGAUUUAUGGCUCAGAGACGGAGCCGAGAUUUUUUUUUUUUGUAGUAUUCGCUUUGUUUUUAUGUAAGGAUGAGACUAUUUUUUUCUUAAUUUGAGGUUAAAGGAAACAUAAGUUUGCCCAAGUACAGUUAUGACUGAAGCAGGGCCGAGAUUAAGGAUUACACGAGUAAAAGAAGAGAACGAUGGACAUUUUUUUUUCUGUUUUAGGGGAAGUGCGGAUUAUGGCUAAGUGGCAAAUGAGAUUUGUACAAUUCUCCAGAACGGCGGCAGGGGCUUGGGGGAGCGCGGUCUGGGGGAGAGACUAACACUAACAUGCUUCUUCAAGGACUGUAACAGACUUCUGGAAAGGUGGGGGGCAGCUUCCCCCUGAAGUGGCCUUCUUUUGUUUGUUUUCGUCUCCAACUGGCCCAGGAUUUCAGUGUUUGUGUUGCUAAGUGCCUCCUGAGGAACCUGAUUUUUGUCCCUGUAAUCAAGGAAAAAGGGAUAGGCAACCUUUUUUGUUUGUUUAUUUUCAGACCACCGAAGAGGUAUUUGACAAAAGAUAUACCUUCACUUUGUAUAUAUGUAUAUAAUAAAGGAAUCGCUGUGUAAUUUGAAUUUAGUAACUUAAGUCACUUUUUUAUUAUUUUUAUUAUUAUUUUUACAAUGCCAUUCCUUUUAUUUGUCAGCUGACAAAUUUUUUAUAUAGUUGAACAAAAUAUGCAGCAUCCAGCUUAUCUUGAGAGCAUUAAUAUAAUCGUUGAUCUUUUCUUAGUUUAUUUUUAUUUUUAUAAAGGACAUUUAGACACUUGCAUCCUGACCUGUAUUUAUUCUCAGUCUCCUUCCCUAUCCCAGCAUGCUCUUUCAGUUUUGUUAAAUGUGGGUGGAGCAUCAUGUCCCGCCUCCACUACAUUUUUUUUUGUCCAAUGAUGUGAUUUGAUGUGAGCAUCUGCUUAUUCUACUCGAAAUUUUGGCCAAAUGAAGGGAACAGUUUUUGUCAGUUAAUUUUGUUCCACGUUUUGUACCUUAGUCCAUAGGAGGAGUUAACUGGUCCCGUUACGAAGUGGCAGUUAGUUUCUUACUGUGUUUGACAUGGCUCCCCUGGACAGAAUUCUGUUAUGUUUUGGGACAGCACAAAAAUAAAGGAAUUAAAAGCAUUACUUGACAGAGCUGUUGUAGAAGUUGGAGAGUAAAGAGAUUUAAGGGGGGUGGGGGAUAUGAAUGGGAAGAACAUGUACAUAUUUUGUAAAGUUGUUUUGCAAAGUCAUAAGGUUCGUUUAGUGUAAAUUUUAUUUGUUCUUAGAAAUAAAUCAAACUAUUUAUUAAAAAGUU